Sorghum bicolor (sorghum) is the source of this 3650-nucleotide messenger RNA. RefSeq lists its product as uncharacterized. The record is from RefSeq and is a predicted model, not a curated record. The transcript is spliced from 7 exons. Lineage: Eukaryota; Viridiplantae; Streptophyta; Magnoliopsida; Poales; Poaceae. Bases 506 to 3427 code for a protein of 973 amino acids.
CCAAGCGAAGGAAGGGGAGGGGGUUUGUUUCAAAAAUUCACCGCACCAGCUUCUCCCUCCUUCGCCGGUUCGCCUGCACGCCGCCGCACGACCCCGACCCCCUGCCUCUCCCGGAAACCCCGUCUGGCCGUCGCCCCCUACACCGCCUCCUCUUCGUUCGUCGACCAUCGCCCCCUGCCUCCUCUUCCUCCUCAGCGAGAUCUGGGAGAGGGGCAGGCGGCGGGCAGCUACGGCCAAGAUUCAUUCCAGGCGGGUGGGGAGGUCGCCCGCGCCUCGCCCUCCUCGUCGGCUCGGCUCCCGAGGAGAGUAGGGAGGCACUUCCUCCUCACCGGCAGUCCGGCACGCCCGCGCCCCUUCCUCUGCUCCUCUUCGCGGCGAGUCGAGUAGAGCAGGCAGCCGAGCCGGCGCUUCCUCCUCUUCACUGGAGCCCCGAGCAAAGGACGGCCCAAGCACGAAACUUCUCUUCGCCGGAGCCUGAGCAGCAGAGACGCCCGCCAGAACCAGAAUGGUGAGGGGUCUCGGCCCUCGACGCCGCUUCUCGGCGGGCCCUUAUCCCGCCGCAGCCCGUGGCGAUGAGAAUGCGCCGCCGCCGGAUGGAUUCAACGCCGCGCUGUCCACAUCGGGCGCCACAGGGCCCGGUGCCGCCUCCCGGCUCCCCUUCCACCCCCGCGCCAUACGGCCGCCACUGGCAUCGUCCUCGUCCAUGUACAACCGGAAGCCCCAGUUGCCGGCGCCGACGCCCAAGAAGGUUUCUGGGGUUAGGGCUGCGGGCAACACACCGGCGCGGCAGAGUGUAGCGAGGACUUCCCUCGAGCUGACGAAGAAGCCUUCGUUCAGCUUGUUGAGGAGGUCUGUGGAUGUGCUACCUUUCAAGGUCAAAGAGAGCAUCUCGUUCUGGGAGGGGGAGGUGAACUACAAGGUACAGAAUUCUUUGUCCAAAUAUGCCCCUGUUACACCUGCAAAUCUAGAAGCCUGUUCUGAUGAAGGUUUCAUGAGGAACACAGAAACUAAGUUAAUCCUGGAGCUGGAAUGGGACAUACUUAAAACCAUUCUCGUGGAAGAGUUGAAAUCCCGUGCAGAAGUUGAGGACAGGACAGCUGCUUUAGGUGAUGAGCUCAAAGAAGCAAAUUUCCGUAUGCUUGAAGCUUGCAGGCAGAAAGAAGCCAUACAGGAGGAACUGAAUGGCACAAGAGACGCUCUUGAAUCUGAUCUGUUUGAUCUGAUACAAGAAUCAAAGAAGCUGAAGAAGGCUAAUGACAAAAGCCUAGAGCUUCUCCAGGAGAGGGAUAUGGAAAUCCAGAGAUUAAACAGUGAGCUUGAGAAAGCAAACUUCAAUAAAAAGCACCAACAAGAUCAUGUAUCUUGCAGUUCUGCUGAGCAAGAAAAGAAUGAUGUCUCUAGGCAGGUUCAGGUUCAAACUAAGCUGAUCACAUACUUAGCAACAGAGCAGUCAUCAAUCCAGCUGCAGCUAGAAGCCAGUAAGAAUAAUGAGUUGUUGGCCAAACAAAACCUUGGUGAAAUUGAGCUUUUAUUGGAUGAAGCAAUUGAAACAAUUAUGCAGAAGGAGGUUCUUGCACAAAACUAUGCUUCAUUGUUGGAGUCACAACAAGAGCAGUCAAAGAGUUACUACGAAGGUAGGUUUAAAGAACUGGAGACAAUGAUGCAAGAAAUGAAUGAUCAGGUUGCUGCAUCACUUAUUGCAAGGAAUAAAGAGAUAAGGAAGACACAUGCUGAAGAGAAGAAUGAAAUAUUGAAACAGAAUGAAGUGCUUGAGAGGUCUAUUGAGGACUUGAGGGAUGAUAUGUAUUUUUUGGAAGAGGAAGCUAAGAAAUUCAAAGAAGACGCACGGCAACAAAGAAGGGAGCGAGAAAAACUAGAAAUAGAGCUGCAUAAUCUCCGACAACAAUCGCUAGUUGCGCGAUCCUCUGGGAAAGCAGAGUUCUCCUUGAAAGAUGGAAUGACUAAUCUAGCUGACUCAACCAGGGUCCUAAGUUAUAGAAAUAAUGAGCUACUGUGUUCACAUGUGAGUCCGAGAAUAUGUCGAAAGGAGGCUUCUGAUAAGGAAUCAGUGGUGGCUGAGCAGUUGGAUGGGGAGAUGGCGCAGCCGCAUUUAUCACAUGAAGAAUAUCAGCCAGAGAGCUCACAGUUUGAGCAUCCCAGCCCAGCUGAGCAGCCUGAGUUAUACAGCAAUGGCACAGACAGUGAUCAGGCACCCUCAGAGUCCGAGGCAGGGGAGCAAGUGCCACCUCAAGCCUUAAAGCCAAUAAUAGAGGUUGUGGAGGAAAAGGAGCUGCCUCCACUUGCUCCAGUGCAGGACAGAAAGCCCUUGGAUUAUGCUCUGGCCCCUUCCGAUGAGCUUAAGAGGCUCAGAACUAUUAACCACUAUGAGGGGCAGAGGACAGCGACAGACAGGAGGUUCUGGUCCAUUGAGCAGCAGGACUUGUACAGCUCCAUAUAUAAGAGUGCUAAGAUAUUUGAAAUGAAGUGGAUUGACUGGGAGCAUAUUCGUAGUGUAGAUCAGUUUGCUGGUAUCAGGGAGCGAUGUGCCUUUCUGGGGCUUGAGCAGAUCAUGGGUUAUCGCUGUGCUUGGGACACUGAGCUAAUUAGACAGUUUUACUCUACGGUUCAUAUCAGCACGGACAAGAGCUCCAUAACUUGGAUGACUAAUGGCAGAAAGAUCACUACGAACAAGAGAGCAUGGGAGGAAUUGUUUGGCAUUCCUUGCGGUGUUCAUAGUGAGAUUCACACACAGUUUUGGCUUGAUGAUGAUGACAAAAGGAUCCUGUACACUGCUGCAGAUUGCACAAUUGGCCAAAUCAGUGGUCUCUCCCCUUUGACAAUUAUAGCCAAAAAGAUUGUCUGGUCAACCAUCUAUCCCAGGUCUGGAAACAAUAUUGAUGGACAUAACUGGAACCUCUUGUAUCAUAUUGUGAAGCAGCAACCAUUUGACGUCAUUGCUUUGCUCUUCGGUGAAAUAGAUUUGAUUAUUUCAGGUCGCAAUGGUCUUAAGGACCUGCUGUUUUAUGCGCCAUAUAUCAUGGGGAUGAUUAUGAGCGCUUUUGAAUAUGACGGGUCUAGAGAAUCCAGGCACAACUCAUACAAGCCCAGGCCUUCCUACAACUACAAGCAAAAACGGAGGAAUAGAUUCAGUUGUCCCCCGACACCUGCAGUAGCUGCCCCAUCUGAGUCACCACUUUCAGCAUUUCAGCCAGAGAUUGUGGUCGAUGUUGAUGCAGACAACCAUCACCAGUUUGACACAGCUGGACAUAAGCCCCAGGGAGAUAACCGUCACACAAACAGAUCUUCAGGUUGUGGAGGACACAGACUCAGGCCUAUAAGGCACUCACUAGCCGAUGUUUCAGCUCAGCCAGCCUUUGUGAGGCCAAGCCCGUUUGGGAGAUUUCCUUGGUAUCAACGGGAGAAGUGAUGGUUGUAGUGUGAAUAGGGCAGUUGCACUCAUUUCUCAGUUAUUUUGUGUAUAUAUCUCUGACUUGGUAACCAUUCAGAGCUCCAGUAAUUUUCACAUGCAACUCGUGAUGUGAAACAUUGGGGAUUAUGGUGUUCCUGUGAUUCCGCACUUUUAUAUUGACUUGAGUUUCUUUCAAGUUACCCGAUGCUGACUAGAUAAAACAACUUCAUAUUUGUUGUUA